Tripterygium wilfordii is the source of this 1236-nucleotide messenger RNA. RefSeq lists its product as uncharacterized. Gene Ontology annotation, biological process: regulation of mitotic cell cycle. The record is from RefSeq and is a predicted model, not a curated record. NCBI's taxonomy places the organism in Eukaryota, Viridiplantae, Streptophyta, Magnoliopsida, Celastrales, Celastraceae. The coding region runs from base 196 to 933 and encodes 245 amino acids. The transcript has 5 exons.
CCUCCCAACUUGAAAAAACACGUACCAGAGAAAAAGCAGAGCAAUUUCACAGAUCGAAAGCGAGAAAAGUUAGAAUUUCUUUCGUGAAGAGAGCGAAGUACUUCAAAGGCCGCAAUUACCCAGUAAUCUAGAGGAACAAUCCAUCAAUACCCACCAGAUAUUGAUUCAAAUUCUGUGCAUAAGAAAGAAGCAUUAAUGGCAUCACAUGUCGGAAGCGUAAUUCAGGAUCAGAACCUGCGUAUCCACUAUAAUGAAGCUUCGGCGGGGGGCAAGGCAAAUAUCUCCAAAGUAGUGAAAAAAGCGGGCCUUGGAAGGAAACCGCUUGGUGACUUGUCAAAUUCAGUGAAGCACUCUUUUAAUCAAGUUUCAAAGAAGCAGAAUUCCAAUAUUUUUUCCUUCACUGACGAAGAGACUGGUGUUUCUAAAAUCACAUUUGAGGCAAGCAAAAAGAAAUCAGUCUCAAAAGCGACAGAGAAAGUGCAGACUGGUGGCAGAAGAAAAGGGCUUUCUGACAUCUCAACUUCAGGGAAGCCAAGUUUGCAUGAGACAUCGAAGAAAAAUCAAGGUACAAAGCUGAAUGUUGUUGCAGAGGAAGGAUUUCUGCAUGAUCAUAACGACUGCAUGAAAUCACGGACAAGAGCUAUGGACGUGGAUGAAUUUCUCAAGAUACUUGGACUUAAUAAUGAUUUUUCUAAACAGCUGGAGACACCUUUGGCAACCCCAGGGAUAAGCAAUCAGAAGAUUGGAAGUCCCACAAGGCAAAUGAAACUGGAUGAGAUGAAUGAACCACUUGCUGGAACACAUAUUUCCUGGAAGCAUGAGUCGUUCAGUGAUCUCGAUUCACCUACUCGUGGAACCCCAAGAUCACCAAAUGCUCACAUGAGUUGGAUGGAAAACGAGCCCAUCAACUUUAAGUUGAUUGACUCUCCGUAGUUGCUUUGCCGAGCAUUAAAUCUCCCUGACUUUAAUGUUUGCUAUGGCGUUUAUUUUGUGGGUCACUACUACCGCAAAAUCUGUCAGUUUGUUUCUCUGCGCAGGUUGAAACCCCCUUUCAUCAUGCCUAUUUCUUUUGAAUUUGGGUAGUUUUAUCUUUCAGUAGCAACUACAACUAGACGAAGCUAAACAAUUCGUUAACAGGAUGAUGUUACCAUUGUUGUAGUUAUUUUUUUUUUACUGUAAUUGGAUUAUUGCAUCAGUUGAGGCAUUUAAAUGUUAAAUGCUUGCAUACUUUACGAA